Panthera uncia (snow leopard) is the source of this 1874-nucleotide messenger RNA. It is a transcript of the gene OXTR, whose product is annotated as oxytocin receptor. Gene Ontology annotation, cellular component: membrane. The transcript has 2 exons. Gene Ontology annotation, molecular function: vasopressin receptor activity; peptide binding; oxytocin receptor activity. NCBI's taxonomy places the organism in Eukaryota, Metazoa, Chordata, Mammalia, Carnivora, Felidae. Gene Ontology annotation, biological process: positive regulation of vasoconstriction; maternal process involved in parturition; regulation of systemic arterial blood pressure by vasopressin. Bases 6 to 1178 code for a protein of 390 amino acids. The record is from RefSeq and is a predicted model, not a curated record.
CGGGCAUGGAGGGCGCGCUUGCGGCCAACUGGAGCGCGGAGGCGGUCAAUGGCAGCGAGGCGCCGCCGGGAGCCGAGGGCAACCGCACCGCCGGGCCCCCGCAGCGCAACGAGGCCCUGGCGCGCGUGGAGGUGGCCGUGCUGUGCCUCAUUCUCUUCCUGGCGCUGAGCGGCAACGCGUGCGUGCUACUGGCGCUGCGCACCACGCGCCACAAGCACUCGCGCCUUUUCUUUUUCAUGAAGCACCUGAGUAUAGCCGACCUGGUGGUGGCAGUGUUCCAGGUGCUGCCGCAACUGCUCUGGGACAUCACUUUCCGCUUCUACGGGCCCGACCUGCUGUGCCGCCUGGUUAAGUACCUGCAGGUGGUGGGCAUGUUCGCCUCCACCUACUUGCUGCUGCUCAUGUCUCUCGACCGCUGCCUGGCCAUCUGCCAGCCGCUGCGGGCGCUGCGUCGCCGCGCGGACCGCCUGGCGGUGCUCGCCACGUGGCUGGGGUGCCUGGUGGCCAGCGCGCCCCAAGUGCACAUCUUCUCGCUGCGCGAGGUGGCCGACGGCGUCUUCGACUGCUGGGCCGUCUUCAUCCAGCCCUGGGGGCCCAAGGCCUACAUCACGUGGAUCACGCUCUCGGUCUAUAUCGUGCCUGUCAUCGUGCUCGCCGUCUGCUACGGCCUCAUCAGCUUCAAGAUCUGGCAGAACUUGCGGCUCAAGACGGCGGCGGCGGCGGCGGCGGAGGGGCAGGAGGGCGCGGCGGCGGCGGGCAGCGCUGGGCGCGCGGCUCUGGCACGCGUCAGCAGCGUGAAGCUCAUCUCCAAGGCCAAGAUCCGCACCGUUAAGAUGACCUUCAUUAUCGUGCUGGCCUUCAUCGUGUGCUGGACGCCAUUCUUCUUCGUUCAGAUGUGGAGCGUCUGGGACGCCAAUGCGCCCAAGGAAGCCUCGGCCUUCAUCAUAGCCAUGCUCCUGGCCAGCCUCAACAGCUGCUGCAACCCUUGGAUCUACAUGCUCUUCACCGGCCACCUCUUCCACGAACUUGUACAGCGCUUCCUCUGCUGCUCCUCCAGCUACCUGAAGGGCAGCCGGCCGGGAGAGACCAGCGUCAGCAAAAAGAGCAACUCCUCCACCUUCGUCCUGAGCCGCCACAGCUCCAGCCAGAGGAGCUCCUCGCAGCCAUCCACGGUGUGACCGGCCCGGGGCCAGGACUGCCUCCCACGGCCCAGCCUGUGCCUACACGGACAGUCCACCCCUUGGUGGCAUGUGUGCGUGUAUUUGAGGUACCUUUCAGUUUGCACCCUUCCACACCUUGGGGUAGCUUGAGCAGGGAUUUCUGACAUGGGGGUUGGGGAAGUAGUCCUCAUGGUGGAAGAUGAUGGGGUGACUCAUCCAUCAGACAAUCCCUGGAUCUCCCCUGGUUUCCCACAGAUGUUUAUGUACCCUGACCCCACUGUUGUCUCUGGCUGGUGGAUGGGUUGGUUUUUUCUCCUGGACCUGUCAUUUCACUCCAGUAUCUUUUAACUCCUUUAUGCUGGGAUCUUGAGAAAGUAAGUAUAGGAUUGGUGACUCCCCAGGUGCGGAAGCCUAGUGUUCUGAGCCCAGAAUAAGGAGUGAGCUCAGCUGCAGAGGGUGGUACCAAUAUCUUCCUGACUUCAGAGUGCUUUUACCUUUGCAUGGACCCAUCCCAGCAUCCUGGGGCAACAGCAUGUCAGAAGGUGGCCCUAGGAACAGGGGAUUCCCUUAUGAAACCAUUUGGCAUAGGCAGCUGAUUAAAACCUGGGUUACAAAUGUUUAAGAAGCUAAUAUUUAUAUGAAGCAAUUGGGAAAGAAAAAUAAAAGGCAUCCAAAUUGGAAAAGAAGAAGUAAAACUCUAUGCAAAUGACAUAA